CGCCAAUGGAACGCCGGCAGGCAAGCAAACCAGAGGCCAUUAACCAAAAUAGGAAGAAUGAAAGAUAAAAAAAAAAGGCUGAAUCAAAUUCAAACCCACAAUCCAAGACCAGGGAAAGAAAACAGCGGAAAAGGGAUUUUACUCUGGCGUAGCCAUUCGCAUUUCGCCCCAAACCAACAAUGCUGCCUUAACCUGAGGCAUAUCUGCCAUUCAGCUUUGGUCCCUGCAGCUUCUUUCCGGCGACGUUUCUGGAAUAUAGACCCACUAAAGUAACGCGCUUGAAUCACUGACUUUGUUGCCGGCUCCGGGAAGAAAAAGAAAAAACAGAUUCGUCUCCUCCUGGUGGGUAUGAAACGUGGGUUUUUCGGCUCAACUUCUGGAAAACGGUAGUGCGAGUUGAGAAAUUUGUGGGGUUCGUUUCUCUGUUUUCCAGGGUGUGCUUAUUUCUGUUAGGGCGCUACCAUAGUGUUCUUGGAAAUGGCCGUCUCUGAGACUGAAAUUGAGAAGAAGCUUAAGGAGCUUGGAAUUUUGCUUCAACGCCCUUCUUUGUCCCACCAUGAUAUCCUUUCUCUGCUUGACAGUCUUGAGCGUUUGCUCAUAAAAGUUGAGCAAGCCCCUUCAAGGCGCAUUCGAGAUGCACUCUUACCUAUCUUUAAGUCUUUGAUCUCAAAUGCUCUCUUAAGGCACUCAAAUACGGAUGUGAGGGUUUCACUUGCGUCUUGCUUUAGCGAGAUCACAAGAAUCACAGCACCUGGUGCUCCUUACAGUGAUGAACCCAUGAAGGAAAUGUUUCAGUUAAUUGUUGAAGCUUUUCAGCACUUAACUCAUCCACCAGGUCCCUAUUAUAAGAAGGCAGUUUCAAUUCUUAACACUGCUGCAAUGGUCAGAUCAUGCUUGGUAGUGCUGGACUUAGGGGUGGAUCAACUGAUUCUGGAUAUGUUCCAACACUACCUGACAAUUGUAAGGUCCAACCAUUCACCUGAUAUACUAUUGGCUAUGGAAACCGUUAUGACCCUGGUGAUAGAUGAAAGUGAGGAGAUAUCUCUGGCUAUUCUCACUCCUCUACUAGCUAGCAUAAGAAAGGACAAUCAGAGUAUAUAUCCUUAUGAGUGGAAGCUUGGCGAAAAAGUUAUGACUAAUUGUGCUGCUAAACUUAAAACUCGUCUCAAGGAAGCUGUGCAGUCUCUAGGCAUAGCUUUGGAUGAUUAUGCCUCAAUAGUAGCUGAUAUCUGCCAAGAUAGGGCCCACCCACCUCAGCACAAUCAUCUCAUAAAUGGUUUGGUGACUGGUGGACAAGUUAACAAUGGUGGGUCUGAUGUCAAGUUGGAUAGUGGGCAAACUUGUAUUCCAAGGAAACGGGGUAGAAAGCCAAAGUCUUUAAUGAAAUCUGAAGAAGGUUAUGAUCAGCAGGCAAAGAUUCAAAGUGAAAAAAGGCCUCGUGGCAGGCCAAGGAAGAACGAGACAACUGUUCUUAGCACCCCUGAAACCAACCAGAAGAGGAAACGCACUCGAAUAGAUAAGGCUACUCGAGCCCCUGACGGUCUAGUCGAGGGACUGAUUGGUAAAAGCAUCCGAGUAUGGUGGCCACAAGAUCGAAGGUUUUAUGAAGGAGUAGUGCACAGCUAUGAUCCAAGUCGCCAGAGGCACCUGGUUUUGUAUGUGGAUGGUGAUAAGGAGAUUCUGAACUUGAGGAAGGAAAGAUGGGAGCUACUUGAAUGCGACGAGAAUACAAUUCAUACUGUCAAGGAAGCACCAUCGUGUUGGACACAAGACGCGGUUGCGGAAGAGAAAGUCCAGGGGCUAGUAGUGGUGGCGGCAGCAGCUCCAGAAGCAGCUAAACAGCAGCAAGAAGCAGACAACGUGAUGUGCAUUCCAGCAUCGGAUGGUUAGGCGUGAAAGAGAGAAAUUUUGGGUUAGUAAGUAAAGAUGUCUAGACAGAAGAGUGCAAAAGAGAGUACUGGUUUUUCUUUCCUGGCUUGCCUUUUGAGACUCAGUCAAGCCCAUUUCGAUUGAAGUAUUUUUGUAGAUAUGUAGCUGCCAUAGAUAGAUAGAAUGUAAAAGAGAAAGAGUUGAGUUUGACGCCAUUAUUGAUGAGGAAGUUGGGAGUGGCUUAAUGCGGGGAAAAGGGGUUUUGCUUGUUUUAGACAUAUAUAUAUGGUUAAGGAUUUUGUGUUAUGCAGCAUGUAUGCAUGUGCCCUUAAUUAUAAUUCUCGUUAUCCUAUUGUAGAGGCAAACUACUUAAACUAAUUAAAACAAGGGGUUGAAGUGUUCAAAGCUUCAAUCCUAAUCCCUCCAGCGUGCUUAGCCUGCGUAUUAAGUUAUAUGUAUCAUGAUUCAUGAUAGUUCUUGUUUUGUAUUUUAAUUUUAUGAUACUUUCAUCCUAAAUUACAAGUAAAGAAAUUUAACCAUUGUUC
This is a messenger RNA of Linum trigynum, 2414 nucleotides long. NCBI's taxonomy places the organism in Eukaryota, Viridiplantae, Streptophyta, Magnoliopsida, Malpighiales, Linaceae. The record is from the annotation of a GenBank genome assembly.